Molecule: messenger RNA, 531 nt
Organism: Cydia fagiglandana
Lineage: Eukaryota; Metazoa; Arthropoda; Insecta; Lepidoptera; Tortricidae
Gene: AkhR
Product: adipokinetic hormone/corazonin-related peptide receptor variant I-like
Exons: 3
Coding region: 117-530 (137 amino acids)
Biological process (GO): neuropeptide signaling pathway
Cellular component (GO): plasma membrane
Molecular function (GO): G protein-coupled peptide receptor activity
Source: RefSeq, a predicted model, not a curated record
UUCAGUGAAGUGCGACAAGCAUUGAGCGGAUCACGAGUGUUCGGUUCUCAGCCGCAGUUCCCAGGCGGCAGCGCCUGAAGUAAAGGCUAAAGAUUGAGCAAGAUGGUGAAAUAAACAUGGAGAUGGACGAUAAGGUAUCGGGGCCAGGGGGAGUGGCGCAGAAGAACUGGACACACACGAACGCCAGUUCCCCCCUCCCGCUGGACAUGACCUUCAACCAUGGGCACGUGGUGCAGAUCUGCGUGUACAGCGUGCUGAUGGUGGUGUCAGCCACGGGGAACCUAACUGUGCUGACGCAGCUGGUGAAGCGGAGGCGAGCGGGCCGCGCCAGCAGGCUCGAUAUGCUGCUGAUGCAUUUGGCUAUCGCUGAUCUUAUGGUGACAUUCCUUAUGAUGCCGCUGGAGAUCGCGUGGGCGGGCACCGUGCAGUGGCUGGCCGGCGAUCUCAUGUGCCGCCUCAUGAUGUUCACGCGCACCUUCGGCCUCUACCUCUCCAGCUUCGUGCUCAUCUGCAUCGCCGUUGAUAGGUGAG